GUAACGAGGGCAAUUUGGAUGGUGAGCUACUUCUCAUUUCUGAUCAUAAUAAACGCCUUUUGCAAUGAGACCCGACAGCCUUUGUGGUAAAAUAUCGGCGAAGAUCAAUAAGCUGUUUUGUAAAACUACAGACUUGGAUGAACAGUUAAGAACUGGUCACGAAAUCUGUGAUUGUUUAGAGAAUGCGGCUGCGGAGAGAGAAAUUCAGGAUCUAACAUUCGUUAUUCACGAUAAGAUACAGUAUUAUCUGAUGUCAACAAUGCCAGAUAACUUACAAGAGUCUGACACUCAACAGCUUCGUCGUUUAUGUCUUGAAAUCAUCCAGAAAAUCCCAAAUGGUGAUCAUUUAAGACCUUUCGCUCGAUCUCUUCUUGAAAUGCUGUUUAAAUUAGUGGAAGUUGAAAAUGAAGAUAACGUCCUUGUUUGUGUGAAGCUGAUUAUAGACAUCCAUAAAUUUUACCGACCAUCAUUCUCAAAUGAUGUCUCACGGUUUUUAGACUUUGUGAAGGAAGUGUACAGUGACCUAAGGUUUCGAGCCAACAAGAUUUUUGAGCCAAGGGUAAAGUUGGAAGUUCCUGCAAUUUCCGAUAUUGAUCUUGAGGCUGAAGUUUUAAAUACAUACACAGUUACAAGUGUUUACACACAGGAGCUUAAAAACGAUGGUUCUUUCAUGGUUUACCACAUUCUCCCCAAAUCUGGGUUUUCUUUAAAAGUCAUGCAAGAGAUUCCUAUUUUAGUGGUUCUAAUGUACCAACUAUUCAAGCAGCAUAUUCACCAAGAUGUUUCUGAUUUCAUUCCAUUAAUAAUGGAUUUCAUCAACCUCAAACCAACAGAAGAACAAAAGAAAAGUGCUAACUUUUGUCAAGAAGUUUUCAUUGAUUUUAUGGCUGCCCAGGUGAAAACUUUAUCGUUCCUCGCCUACGUAAUUAAAAUAUACCAAGAUUUGGUUGAGCUACACUCGGUCAGCCUUGUUCAAGGCAUGAUGAAUUUGUUGGUCAAUUGUCCUCCUUCAGUAACGAAUAUGCGUAAGGAGUUUUUUAUUGCUGCUCGUCAUAUUCUCAGUGCACAGGAAAUACGUCCUAAAUUUCUUCAAGUUUUGGAUGAACUUAUGAAUGAAGACAUUUUAAUUGGACAAGGAUAUACCAUUCGUGAUGCAUUGAGACCAUUGGCUUACAGCACAUUAGCUGAUCUUACUCAUCAUAUUCGUGGUUCUCUUAGCCUUUCUAAAAUCGCUCGUGCCAUUGAUGUUUAUGGUCGCAAUAUGCAUGACCAUACACUCCCGUUUUCAAUUCAGCAGAUGAGCUUACGUUUGAUACUAAAUCUGGUUGAGUGUAUAAGACAACGAGCGAUUUCAGCCACAUCCGCUAAUCAAGGGGCAUCAGCCGCAAAUGCUGAGGACCAGAAUAAUGAAGUUUUUUCCGGAACUGCAAGACGUCUGCUUUUGCAGACAUUAAAUUUGUGUGUGUUAAAAGCCAAGGUGGUGGCAGAUCACUACAUACCUGCAUUAGAGUCUACAUGUGUAUUGGAAACAGGUGAAGAAGUAACGUGCAAUUCAGCAAAACAGCGUCCAAGGUCCAUACAUGCUUAUCUUUUUGCCAAUAUUUCCUCUUUUUCGAGUGAAUUAAACGAAGUUGGCUCAUUUACUGAUAAAAGUGUCCCUGCUUCGGAUUUUUCAAAUAUUCUAAAUUCGGGAACUGAUGCAUCAAAAGUGCAUGAACCCCGGAUCGUUGAACCGUUGGCUAAAUUACAACUUAGCUACACAGAUGUCCGGACUCUUGUAAAAGCACUUAUCACUGGCAUUCGUACUGUAAUGACAAGCAUGAUCCAAUGUCCACAUGAUAAUAUACUUCAGACAAAUAGUGUCACAUCAGUCUCUUCAACAUCAUCAAAGCAAUCGAUUUCCAAUCGAAUUCUUAGCCCAGAUGAGUUAGUAGUCUUAACAGAAUAUUUCUCGUAUGGAAUGCGUAUGAUCGACAUUGUGCAGUUUGUUAGCCGAGAUGGUCGACUGUAUUUAAGAAGCCAGCCAAGUACCAAAUCUCCUGAUGAACGCCUACUUAUUGAGACAUUUGCCCUUACAUUUGCUCAAUUAAAUCCAAUUUCAUUUCAUGAAAUUUUUUCUUGUAAAAUUCACGAUUAUGUUGUUUGGUGCAAUCGCAGCGCAUCCUACACUAAUAUUGCGUUACAUUUACUUUCUCAACCAAAUAAAACAUCAUAUUUUGGUUAUAUUUUGUUAUCCUAUCUAGUUGAUAGAUUAGAACGUUUGGGAGAUGGCACUAAUGAAUCUGCACUUUAUAUGCGAUUAUUAAAGUUAUGCUUCAGUUCUGUAAAUAUGUCUGGCACAGAAAAUGAAUUAGUUAUGAAGCUUCAUUUACGCCGUAUCGUUCAAGGCAGCAUGCAUUACUGCCUUACAGCUAAAGAGCCUACAGCAUAUCUCACUUUAUUACGAACUCUUUUUCGGUCAAUAGGGGGCGGAGCACAUGACAAACUUUAUCGUGAAUUUUUUCCCUUAUUACCUGAAAUGUUAACUACGUUGAAUCGUUUACUGCGUUCACCACAUCGUUCGAAUGCUCGUGAUCUAUUGGGUGAACUGUGUGUUAUUGUCCCAGUUCGUUUGUCCACAUUGCUCCCCUAUUUGUCUCUGUUAAUGGAACCGCUAGUUUAUGUGCUGAAUUGCAAUACUGUCAACCAGGGUCUCCGUACUCUUGAGCUUUGUGUUGAUAAUAUGCAACCAGAUUUUCUUCAUGAUCAUUUAUAUCAAGUACGUGGGGAUAUGUUAUUGGCGUUGUACAACUCACUUCAUUCACCUAGUGAAUAUGUACAAAAAAUGUCAUUCAAGGUACUUGGAAAAUUAGGUCGAUUUAAUCGUACUAAUUUACUUGAAACACAACGUUUACGUAUUAGCUCAACGGAAGGUGAAGCCGGUCCACAACUACGUUUUCACAUGAAUGAAUUUCGAAAUCAGCCUAUUGAUAUACCGAUUAGAUGUCUUGUUGAUGCUGCUGUGGAAGUAUUACAGGAUUCUUCUUCUGAUGAGCCUAGUAAACUUCGCUCUUGGGAGUUUCUUCAGUCAAUAUGCGUAGCUGCUUUGAACUCAAACCACUCUCAACAAUCGUCAGUCGGCGUAGAAGAUUUCUACAAUUGUUUCCUUGGCGAUACAGGACUGAAUAAUAGGAUAUUGCAGUAUAUUGAUGAUAUGUAUUUAACGUCCUAUUCCGAAAAUCUUUCCAUUCAGUCAAUUCGUCCAAGUUGUUGCAUGGCUGAUGAUUUAUGUAAUCAUGUUAUGAUAAUGGCUAUAGCUGGGCUACUUUUGGCUGGUCUGAGCAAAGAAUUGUAUAAUGCCCAUGGAGAUUUUAUUGCGUUUAUUGUCAGACAUGCAACAUUCCUGUCGAUUAUGCAACAGUUCACUUCACUUCAUACGGAAAUCAAUCGUGACCAUAUUUCACACUCUAGCACAUCAUUCGAGUUGAAAACAUUGUGUAAAAUUGAUACUGCACCUAAAUUACCAUUCUCUAACGAUAUAACUACUUCCGGAGAUGAUCAUUUUCUAGAGCUAGAUAUAUUUAGUAUAAGCCAAGACCCUGAUACAAUUACUCCUGCUGUCAAUGAACCUCAAUCAUCGAAUCAAGAAUUUCUUCCAAAUAACUCAUCUUCACGUUUAAAUCCGAAUAUAAUUAUUGACUCUAUCAUGUUUGUUAUGGGUCAUGAAGCGAAACAACUUACUCGAAAUAUGUGCGUAUUUCUAGAAAUUAUACAUAACACAUCAUUUACUAUAUUAUCCGCUGUUACUACAACAUCUCGAGAAAAUAGUGAUCAUUUUACUACAGAGAUGAUUAGAAAAGCUGUUGCAAAUCUACAAAUUUUCCAGCAUAUUGGACAUGUCAUUGUUGAUAUGUUAUAUCAUCCAGCAUGGUACGUUAAAUGGGGUGCUUGUGCUUCCAUUCUUUGUCUUGCUCGUUUCAUUCAUCCUUCAUGGUUCUGUUCAAAUCUUAUCAAUUUGCUACGUGGCCUACUUUAUUGCAUUCAUAUUUUAUCAAAUCAAAUGAAUCAAGGAGCUCUAGUGAUGGCUCGUGACUGCGCACGUAUAAUUAUUAGCAUGGUUGUCAUAAGUUUAAAAGAUUCAAAUGAAACCAAUCACUCUUCACACUCGACUGUUGUUGAAGAGGAAGAUGUGAAAUCAGGCAAAUCCACUCCAAUAUCCACACGUAAACGCUCUUCAACAACUUCACAACGUCGUACAGUUCAAGUUAGACGUGGUCGUAGUGCAGCUAACGCAACUUCAGAAUCAUCAAAUAAUGAAGCAUCAACCAAUGUAGUUGAUGAAUCAUUGGAAAUCGAUAAUCAAGAUAAUGAAAAAGAGCUCACUCCAAAGUUAUCAUCGUCUCUGACAACUUUAUUGGAUGCAGUUAUCGUAGAACUAUUAGAUUCACUUUUGAGCGAAACCGAUUCUGUUCGAACCGAAGCACGUUGUCUUUUGAGAUUACUUGCUUAUACAAUUGAACAACCAUUAAGUAAGUUGUUAGCGCCACAUUGGUAUAAACGUAUUGGACAUGUUUUACCUCCGAAACAACCAAGUCGUCUACUGGAUUUACCUAUUUCAACUCAGUUAGCUGUACUGGAAGCAAACUAUUUCUUUGGUCAGUCAGAGAAAUUAAAACAUCCAUCUAAAAUUUCAGAUAGCUCUAAGCUUUUUGACUUUGACAUAGAUAAUAACGAUGAUGGAGUAGGACUUCUACGUUAUGAUCUUUCAAAAAGAGAUGAUUGUAUCUUUCUAUCCGAUGUACGUUCACUUCUUACUCAAUUCGAGUUGAAUAAUGAUUUCACUGCUAGUACUAAUAAUUCUACAACUACCAACACUAUAGCUGUUGGUAGUAGAGCUGUAAACACUAGUGUCAAAAAUAAUUUAUCAAUAAAUUCUGAUCAAGAAAAAGGUACAUUCAACGGAACUUACUCAUAUUCCAAGUUUACACCGUUCAACUCUAGAUCUGUCAUACCACUUUCUAGUAAUUGUAUGAGAUUAAUUAAUCUUCGAGUAGCUGCUUGUCAAGUAUUAUCUGUCACAUGGUAUUUAGAUACACAAAAGGCAAGAAAUCUAACAGCACUAUUCAAAGGUAUGUCCUGUAAGAAUGAAUAUAUUCACGAAACAGCUUUUUCAUGUCUUCGAGAAUUUAUCAGUAAAACAUCUAUUGAUAUUGAAUUAAGACAUGCUAAUAUGAAACAGAUUGUGCAAAAUAUUCGACAGAAUUCUAUACGAUGUAUUCAUACAGUUCGACAAUUAGCUUAUUGUGCUCAAUUAUUUCCGAGUACACUUAGUGAAAGGCUAUGUGAUGCAAUUUAUUCACAUUUAAACACAUCUUUGGAAGCUGUAGUUAACAAACAAAACUCUGCAUCAAUCUCUACAUUCACUUCAUCUAAUUUGGAAUUAUGCACAUUAUUGUUGGAUUUAUUUCAUCUGAUUCCCUUGGCAACUUCAAAAUAUGUUUCGCUUUUGAUUGAGUCUGUAGUCAACGCUGAACGUUUAUUGAACAUUGAACCUACUAGUCCUUUACGUUUACCUUUAACACGUUUCCUAUCUCGUUAUCCAGCUGAAACAUGUGCUCUCCUACUAACUGGUUCGCGAUGGCCUUAUAAUUCACAUGCAAAUAGAAUAUUCUUGUUUGCUCUUAGUUGUUCACAUGGUCAACCUAUAGUGGAUUAUUUAAGAACAAAUUAUCAUAUACUUAUGGAUCUUAUUCAACCCGAUGAAAUUAGUGAUCAAAAAAAUGAUGCAGAUGGACAAUUAUGUUUACCUCAAGUUGGAACUCUUUUGACAUGUGCAUGUCCAAGACAUUUAGCGAUUCGUGCAGUUCAUACAAUCCAUAAAAUAUCAUUAAAUUGGUUAACUGUCAAGAAUGUUUCAUCUAAUGAUAUAUCUAAAAAUAAUUCACGACUUAAAUCAAAUCAAUCCAAUUCUGUAUGGGAAACCAAAUAUCAUCCAUUAGUUUCAUCUUUAUUAGCUUAUUGGCAGUCAAAUCUAUUCGUUCGACGACAAUCUAACCUAACUUUAAUCACCUUGACUAAAGAUGCAAUUAGACAUCAAGAAUUAUUAAAUGAUUGUGCUACAAAUAUACUUGAAACAAAUCCAUCAAUUUCAUCAAAUAUAUCUGGUAGAAUAAAUAUACCCACCGGAAGUAAAUCAACUAUUGCAGUUGGAACAGACAACUUACCUUGUGAUCCUUCUUCAUUAAUCUCUUCAGGUACAUCAGAUCAUGCUCAUUGGGAUGAACCAAGACUUUUAUUGGAUUGUUUAUUAGACUGUUUCAAAUCUCGUCCAGAUGAUUUUGAUCUGCUGUUUGUUAUUACAAUCGGUGUAACACGUCUACGGUAUGUGGCAGAUCUUUAUCCACUACGUUGUUUAUUAGUUCAAUUAAUUUCUGAAUCUGAUCUUACAUGGCAUCGUCAAUUAUUCCUCCAUUUUAUCACUAUUGUGAAAAACCGUCUGAACUUUUUGAAUAACAGCAAUUCACCUGAAUUCAGUCCGAUUACUUUCGGAAUAUAUAAUCCAAUUUCAACAGAAGAUAUGUACAAAUUAUUAGCUCAUCUUAUUCUGCCAUGCCUAUCAAAUGCUUUGGAACGUGGAGAAAAUGAAAUAUUUCUUGGUGGACCUCCGGAACCUUUUGAAAUGAAUCACUAUGAUUUAGUACACUUGUUCGCCUCAGUUUUACUUGAAGAUCCAGCUGUUCAAACAUGUACGGAACUUCGUGUUAUGUAUUAUCAAAUGGCUAGUUUAUUUGUUUAUCAUACACCGAAUUAUGUUCACAUGGGAAGUGCUUGUGAACAAAGUUAUCGCCUUUGUAAAUUCACUGAGUUCGCCCGUCCUUGUUUAACAAGUAGUUUAACUGCUGUGGAUCUUCAAGAAAAAUAUACUGGUCUUCAAUUAUUAUCCCAUUUAAUUGCAAAAUUCAAUGUGUUACGUACAGCUACUGUACAAGUGUUUCAAUGUUUAGCAAAAGGCGCACAUACAGAAACAAAGAAAAUUGUUAAUCCUGCAUUGGAUAUUCUAAUUCCAGCCUGGAUACAGGGACCUGAAGACCAGAAAGCACUUGCGUUGGCAACUAAAAAAAUUAUGCUAGAAGAUCAUGGUAUUCAAUCAUGUGUUCAUAUUCUAGGAAUAAUUGUUCGACAUUCAGAUUUGUAUUAUCCAAUACGUCAUCAAAUAUUACCUCAUAUUAUACUUAUUAUAUCUCGACUUUCUGUUCAACAAUUACCUGUUGAACAACGUCGAUUAGCUUUAGAUAUGAUCUAUACUACAGCUCAAUGGGAUGUUCGGUGUCGCCGUGAAAUAACUGAGAAUUAUUCAAUGGAGAUAACUGAUGAUUUAAAUCCAUCAGAUAAUAAUAAUAAUAAUCUUUCAUUAACAGAGAAUCUGAAUAUCCAAACUUCAGCUAAAACUGAACCAAAUAACUCUCCUAUGGAUAAGCCGCAGCGUGAUCAACUUGUAAAUCUUUUAAUUCGUUUCGCCUGUCAAGCUAUUGACGCUAGUCAAAGUGGAAGCUUGUCUGAACAGUCUGUAUCCCGAACGCUAGCUCAACUAGAAUUCGCUCUUCGCUCUGAUGUAUGGGGUGGUGAAACCUGUGAACUAAGACUUGCAUUUAUUGACCGUUAUUUCACUCCGGACGAUUCAUCGUCUUCACACUCGGGUACACCAUCUGGAGGAGUUCCAGCUAAUAGUCUCAAUACACACGGAAUACACAUGAGUGGGACUUCAAACACUACACCUACAUCUACUUCCUCUGGACCCCACACAAAUGCAUCAUCUACUAAUGCUCUUGGUGCAACACAAGCCACCAGUUUGUUAAUGACUUUGGAGGUUCUUCGUGUCUUGUUCUCAACUUUGGAAAGCCCAACUUUAUUAAUCAAUGUAAAACAUUUCAGUGUUGGUCUAUGUAAUGUAUUGACACGACAAUUGACUAAUGUUCGUUUAAUUCGUUCUUGUGCUGGUCUUUUACGUGCUAUGCUUGAGCGUUAUCCAGCCGAAGCAUCACAUCGUCAGAAAGUUACUGCUUAUCCUGAAUUAUAUGAUAUUUAUUCAACAGUCUUAAAAGCAAUACAAGAUUCAUUCACAAUGUUUAGUGAAAAUGUUUCCAAAGCAACAUUAUUAACACGAUUACAAUCGGCAUUUCUUCUGUUCACAUCAACACAAGUUCAGUCUAAUCCACAUGCAUUUGUUGAUCGAUGUAUUGUACAAUUAGUUAAACUUGUUAAUCGUCUUAUACAAGAUUUAGUUACACCGAACAGUAAUUCUAAUGCUCAAGAAUCUGGUACAUCUGCACAGCUUACUGACUUACUAAUUAUGGGUCUUGAAAUGAUCAAGUCGCGAUUGAAUGUUGUUAGUCAUGAAAUGCGUAAAACUAUCUUUGGUCCAGAUUUAUGUUUAAUAAUGGAUAGAGCACGAGAUCCUCGUUUAUUCUGUGCUGUUCUACAAGUUUUACGUGAUUGGAUAAAUGUACCAAAAUCAGAAGAACAUUUUGCUCCAACAGCUCGUGAAAAAGUCAACUUUUUCUAUAGACUUUGGCAAGCUUAUCCACGUUGGAUUGACAAUUCACCUGAUGUUGCCAGAGAAAUUCUUGAAUGCGUGUACGAUGUUUAUGCCAGUACAAGUGUAUUUAAAAAUCAUGAUCUUUAUAUGAAAUUGGAACAAGCCUUUUGUUGUGGCCUUAUAUCACCAUUUCCUGAUAUUAAUGAACGUUUCAUUUCUUUGUAUUUGGAAGCAUCUCAAAUUCGUUAUCCAACUAAUAGUUAUUCACGUAGAAUAGAUGUUAAUGUAUCAAAUUGCAAUAAUGAAAAUAUUCCUUUAUCAUCAUCAACUGAUCCGAUCGAUUCUUAUUCUGACAAAGAAAUUUUAUCUGCUGAUCAAUCGAUUUCAUCAAAUUAUUCUUGUGCUUCACUAUUAGUUCGACUAUUAUUUCUUCUUGUUUCCAACACUUGGGAUGAAGCUCAUUUUCGUGACGGAUUUUGGUUAUCUGUAUUUUUAGACGUACUGUUGUGCGAUGUGGAUACAACCGCUCCACCAAUGUUGUCCAUAAAUGCUCAAUGCUUUAAUAACAUUUUCAAUUAUUGUUCGAAAUUACCCAGUGUCUCAACAAAUGAAAUAUCAAUUGAUUGUUUGAUCCCUGAACAAACUACCACUCAACAAUCAUGUGACCCACUUCCAAUUAACGAAUUUAAAGUUCUUAUCGAAUCACAAAUUAAAGGGUUAAAUGAAUUACAUAAACUGUCAAUCAAUGCAGGACUACGAGGUAUGCUAUGUCUCGCUCAUAAACGUCCAGCCCUGGCUAGCAAUAUUUUUCAGCAACUUUGGCCUCAAAUAUGGGAUCGUUUACUGCUACAACAGUCAGAAACGUUUUGUUCUUCAUCUGAGUCUAAGCCAGCAGAAUAUUCUGAAACAAAUUCAUCCGUUCAAGAACAUUACAAUCCAUUGCAAACGGGCUUCGUGCAUGAAUCACUACAGACUGGCUGCUUAGAAUCAUCAAUCUUAUCUGAUAGUCCUGCAGUAAAUGGUCAUAAUUUGUCUCCAAAUGAAAUUCGGGGUUUCGUUAUUCCUCAGUUGAUUCGUUUCCUAACCUCAGAUCAGCAUGUACAUCCAGCUGAACCUCAACCGAGUUCCCUUGGGGCUUUCUUCAAUGCUUUGGCCUCAUGCCCAGAUACACUGCUAAUUCAUUUACCCUUACCUGCGAUCACUUAUCUAGGACAAGCUCACAACCAAUGGUAUACAGUUGUUCUAUUUCUUGAAUCAAUGUGUUUUCAAGCAUCUAAAUUUAAUAGCCAAUGCAUUUUGAAUGAUUUGAUCUACUCAGUCGAUCCGCCUUCCAAUGAACAGACUGACUUUGUUCUUUCUAAUUUAAAACCCCAUGAAUUCCCAUUUGGAGCUGCAACUCUAUCACUCAUUUCAUUAUAUAAUGAAAUGAAUGAUAUUGACUUUUUAACUUUCGCUUGGUGGUAUCGACUAUCUUCUCACCAGCGACAUCAAAAGUCAUUCGUUGAAAAUAUGAACGAUUCUGUACGGUCAUCGUCAGUACUUACAUGUUUAGAAUUUGCUCAGCAUGGUUACCUCUUACGAUCUUUGGAUUAUGCUAUGGAUAAUCUUUCAGGUAGUCAAGUUCUGAGUACUACGAAUUCACUAGAAGCAUCAUCAUGUGUGGGAAGUUCAGCAUCAUUAAACCGUGCAGCUGCUGCCGCAGCCGCAUCAUCGUCCAACUCAUUUCCUUCCAGCCGCACAAAUAUUCUUGCAGAUCCUUCACUACAUUUAGGAGAACUUGUUAAUCGUGCACGUCUUCGUGAUUACUGUGUCCUACAAUUAAAACAACUUGGUCAAUGGGAAAGUCUAGAUUCUUUAGCAUCUUCUAUUCAAUCGGCCAAUCAUAUGACUAGUUCAUUCGGUUCUACUUCAACUGCUGGCGGAAAUCCGAACACUGCAGCUGUUGUUAGUUCAAGCAAUUCUGGUGGUUCUAGUUACUGGGGUUUAAAAGCAGAUGCAGCAUGGAGACGAAGUGAUUGGUCUGAAGUAUAUUAUGAUUUGGCUAGAUUGGCUAAUGAAUGUCCUCGUAGUGAACUACCAAGAUAUGCUCUUAUUCAAGCCGCAGCUUGUGUAGCAGGACGUCGAGCACCUGGACUGGGAACAAUCAAUAAUCCAAGUGUAGAUAUUAUUGAAUCUUAUAAUCCUAGUUUAAAUUCAAAUGAUAUAUCCACUGGAUCAACAACUACUGGUCCUAAUUCAUCUGUUCCAAAUAAUACUAAUUCAACUAAUGUCACUUCAACUCCUUCGUCUAAUGCCCUGCAUUCUAAUACUGGAUCUGUAUCACCUAUGAACAAUAUUGUCAAUAUGAUUCAUGCUUCAGAACAAGAAAGUCAUCGUGUUGUAACUGUUACACUUAUGGAAUGGAGGCGUUUGCCUCUUAUCGUUACUGCUCAACAUAUACCAUUACUUCAGAUUGCUCAUCGUGCAGUUGAAAUAACCGAAGGUAAUAGUUUAUUAGCUCAAUAUUGUGGCCAUGUUCUGGGUGGUUCUACUCUUGGUUCUGGCGUGUCUAAUUCUUCUUAUUCUAGUCCUAGUCAAACCAGUUCUGGUUCAUCCACACCAGUACCACAAACAAAUUCAAUUUCCACAUCUGCAUCAUCAGCAAAUAUGCGUUUACCUUUUAAUCAAGCACUUCAUGAUUAUAAAACUGUAUUCAAGUCAUGGCAAAGUCGACCAUGUUCAAUUGGAGAUGAUUUAGGAUUUUGGCAUGAUCUUUAUUCAUGGAGACAAGUAGUUGAAGAAUGUAUCAUUAGCUGUCACCCAUUUUCCCAAAAGUUGAAAUCCGAAAAUAGUAAUUUAAUUGCGCUAUGUCAGCGUGAAUUAGCAUUGAGCCAAUUACAACUUGCUCGUGGUGCACGCAAAUGUCGUUUCCCAAGCAUUGCUCAACAACAUUUAGACAGAUAUACACGUAUGAAUCUGCCACCAUUAUUUGAGAAAACUAAACAAGAAAUCAAGUUAAAAUUAACCGAUCUACGUAAAGAUGAACUUUUGGAGGGAUUGGAACUUAUGGAGAAGACUAAUAUUCAACAGUUUGAAAAGAAAGACCGAGCUAAAUUCUUCUGCUAUAAGGCUGUUUUCUUCUCUCAUUUUAAUAAAGGCGAUGAAGCAACAAAGAAUUUCGGUUAUGCAACUCAAAUGCAAGACAAUCUACAUAAAGUUUGGUCAAUUUAUGGUGACUUUUUGGAAAAUGUUUAUUCUAGCUAUCCAUCUGUAAAACGUGAAGUUGCUGUAUCGACAACCGGUAUUUUUGCUAUGCUAGCGCUUAUGGAAGCUGCUAGCGUUUCUGGUGAUAUUGAACGAAAAAGCCGGGGUGAUAUUGCCAAGUGUUUAUGGUUAUUAACACUUGAUGAUGUUAACGGUCAACAACGCUUGGGACAUACUUUUGAAGCUAGAGCUAGUCGAGUUCGACCAGAAGUUUUUUUACCAUGGCUUCCGGAUCUUGUAGCAUCUCUUUUACGUCCAGAAGGUCGUUUUAUCGUUCCCGCUUUACGUAGAGUAAUAAUUGCCUAUCCUACAGUUCUUUAUGGUCAUUUAAAAGGUUUACAACAUCAGUUAGCUACUGAAGUUAACAAUGAUCAAAAACUUGCUGAAAUCAUUCAUAAUCCUGAAAGUAAAGAUGAUCCUUAUAUUAUUGCUAUUCAAAAUCGUAUUACAUCAACACUAGGUUCAGGAAAAGAAGCAUUCAUAAAAUGCGGUAAUUUGUCUUGGUCAUUGAAUCGUGGAACUGGUACAUUUGAUAAUCAUAAUUCCGAUGGACAAUCAGGUUACAGUUUUGGUAGUACACAUCAACCAUUUUCAUUAUCUUCAACAUCUUGUAACACUCCUAAAAUUGGUUCUCAUAAUAACAAUAAUAAUAAUUCCAACACCAUUUAUCCUAAUUCUUGUGGAGUUAAUUCAUCGGUUUCGUCGAAUUCUAAUGCUUUGAGUAAUUCGAAGAAAAAGAAGCGUGUAAUUGUUGUUAUGCGAGGUGUUGAAGGUGAACGAUUGAAUACGUCACCUAGUUCUUCACCACCGCCACAUCCACUAACACCAACACUAAAACAACAGAAACCUGAUUUAAUUGGACAAUCAUCUCGUUCAAUAAAUCAUCCUAAAAAGGUUGUUAUUCGUGGAUCAGAUCAUGACUCAACAAUACCUCCUAAUGCAGAUCACGAUCAAAUUGAUUAUUUAAGUGAAGAUGCUGAAAUGACAGAAUUAGAAGAAGAUACUGAGAUAACUGAUGCUGAUCGCGAUGAUGAGGAUGAUGAUUUCACUGGAAAUGAAGAUAUAGGAUUAUAUGAAACUGAUUCAAGUACUAAAAAUGUUAUCAAUGAUUUAGAGCCCAAAGUUGUCUUAUCCGAUAUUGAUGAUGAUGCUGUUAGUAGUGAUCCUGUUACUGGCGCCAUUUCAACUGAUUUAGUCGAACAAACAGUAGAUAUUGGCUAUGGAAAUUCAGUAACUGGUUGUUUGUCUAAUUCAGUUGUUCAUGGUCUUCACUAUGCAAAUAUUCUAAUUAAUCAACUUAAACGUAAGCAUCCAGCUCGUUUAUAUGUAGUGGAUUUAUUCACAAAUGAAGUCGGUGGUCGUUUAAGGCCUUCAUGGUCUGAACAAUUUUUAUCUCAACUAUGCUCAGUUCUGGAUUAUCUUCAACGUCUUGCGUACGCUCAUUUACAUCCGGGUAGACGGUGGAAUUUUAAAAGUUUGGAAACACAAACUAUUCCACUUUGGUUAGCUACUGAAUUAAAAAUAAUGGCCCGUUAUUGUGGUAUGCCAAGAAACACAUUUCGCUCGUCGCAUAUGACAGAAAAUACAACUCUUCACAGUUCAGUCAAAUUUGAUUCAAGCUCUCAAGUUGUUAUGUCUACCGAUUCUCAAAAUGAUGAAAAAGAGAAGUCGAAAUCCCCUCAAUCAAAAUUGACUACCCGAGCAUCCGCUUGUAUCAAACCAAAAACCAAUCUUGAUACUGCUUCUGAACAAGAUGAUCCUAAAUUAUCCAAUGAGCCACAAAAGCAAUCUGUUUUAUUGCCAAACAUGCCAGCUUUUCACGAAGUUGAUCGAAUAGCAUCUGAAGUCUUAUCUGCAGAGUGUGAAAAAGAUCCAUUUUUCAAACACCUCCGUGAUACACUGUCUACUGAAAUGACGAAUUUACAAAAUGAGAGCAUAUUGUCUCUAAUCGAAAAGCUGACACGACAUUGGAUCCCAAUGGUUGAACAACAUGUAGCUAAAUUACCUGUUCGUACUCAUAUUUCCAGUUACGGGGCAAAACGCCUAUUAGAACUACCUAAUAUAGUCUCACCUGUCAGUACACCUAUUACGCCUUCCUCGAAAUCAAAUGUAUCAAAUGCACCACAACUAUAUUCUGUUUUCUCCUCAAUUCCGACAUUUCCUUGUCUCGAACUCCCUGGGGAGUCAGGGAUUCUCCAGUCAUCUGCGGUAAAUCUAGGUUCAAUGGCUAAUUCCCAUCAUUCUCAAAACGAAUCCAGUCAACAAAUAGGUGGCUACAUUAAUAAUAUUCCUUUAUAUCUUCAUGUAGCUGAAAUUAUGCCACACGUGGAGCGAAUUCGUUGUUCAUCUGGUGCAUUUGCUCCACCUGCCCGUCGUAUCGGUCUCCGAGCUAGUAAUGGAAGGUUAUUUUUUUACGAUUUACCUUGUCCAAGCACUCCUCCAAUUAUGGAUCUAGCUGUCACGCAGAUAGAUGCAUUGAAUGGUGCAAAAUGUCAUGAACUUCUCAAUGCAAUUUCUAUUAAUGAAUCUACCAAUCUUGAACAUCUAACUGGAAAGGAAUUUUGCCCAUCGGCUUAUAUAAGCUGGAGACAGAAUGGUCCUCUUCAAUUAUUCCAGAUGAUUAAUUCUGUAUUGCUUGGACAGCCGGAAACAGCUAAAAGAAAUCUCUCAUUAUUUGUUUCAAGGCGAAUGGAAGUUGGUCCUUCUGGACUUUACUUAACUCAAGUUGGAUCAUCUGUAUCGGCAGCGAAUGUUAGUAUAGCCAGUGCAUGUCCUCUACCAUCUGCGAACCCAGUAAAUAAUCGUAGACUUACAGCUUUAGCAAGACCACCUCCUGUUGGACCCAGUUUUCCAUCAACCUCCGUGGAUGAGAAUCCAACUAAUCACGUUUCAUCAUCAACAUCAUUCUGUGAAGAAGCUUUCAAACAAUAUUCUUGGUCUUUAUCUUUUGCUGAAUCUCAUUUAACUCCACAGAAUAUCGAUAAGAAUCAAUUAUCUUGUCAAGGAAUCUUGGAAUCUCUUAAGGCCCGAAUCCGCGUACCAUCUCCUCCACCUGGACCACUACCGAAUUUAAUGACUAUUCAACCAACUAGCUUGAUUAAUCAAUCAACAGUUGUUGGAAGUGCUGCUAUGGCUUUGGAGGCUAUUGGACGUCCAGCUGGAUUAGAUGCUGGUUGUCGUUGUGUUUGUAAUACUGUUUUUGGUAUUUUAGAAAAAUCUAAUUGUACAUUAUUGUUUAACUCUAAAUACAAACAGAAAUACAAAUUUGAUGAUUUAUUACAAUCUAUGAAAUCGGAACACCAACAAGAAGGUAAAAUAAAAACUAAAUCUUCCUCUGAUCGAAUUCAAAGCUUAAUGAAUUCUUCUAUUCUUAAAAAUUCACCAACUGGUUAUCGAAAUUUCAUUUGUUUAUUUUAUGAAUAUAUUUCAAAAAUAUCCAAUCAGAAUGAAAUUACAAAUCAUGAUUUAUUUAAAAUAUUUCUUGAUCUUUCAUCACGAAUUCCACAGGCUCCAAAUAUUCGUGAUCCUGUAUUUUCAAACCUGGGAACGUUUGGUAAUGAUAAUGAUGAUUUAGAUAAUCAAAAGAUGACUUUGGAAUCUUUAAAAAAUCGAUUAGAAUUCCCACGUGGUAAACUUCUUCAGCAUUGGGCAAAAAAUCAAAUGCUUGAUUCUGAAAGUUAUUGGUUGUUGCGCCGUCGUCUAGCACAUAAUCUUGGAACUUAUGGACUUAUAGAACGAUUGUUUCAUUUAACACCUCUUCAUCCAGGUUGUCUAGUAAUCGAUCCACGUUCUGGUCAUGCUGAAGCGCAUCAUGUCUGUUUUGGAUUGCCAGGAGAUAAUUCUUCGUCAGAACAAUCUCAUUUGUUGAAUUCAGAAAAAGGAUUUAAUCAACCAUACUUUAUUUCUUGUUUCAAUCAAUCCAUGCUUAUACACAAGCUGGAAAAAUCUGGUAAAAAACACUCUUCGAAUAUUCAGUUGUCUUCUAAAAUCUCAACUGAUUCUCCCACCAUUGAUGAUAUUAGUGAUAAAUGGUUAAGUCACUAUCGUCCAGUACCAUUUCGUUUAACGCCACAUUUAGCUGGUCUUGUUUGCUUACCUGGAGCUCCAGCAAAAGUUGGUCCUUUCGCAGCUAGUUUCACUACAACUGCACAAGCUUUGAUGAAUGCGCCAUAUGAUCAUAGUUUAACCAGUCUUUAUCGAACACUUUUACGUCGUGAUUAUAUUCUAUGGCAUCGAGGCAGACAAUCUUCUAUAUAUGCUUAUCAAUUACUUAUGAGUGAGCAAGAUGAAACGAUUCAACAAUCAUCAUCAGCAUCAUCAGAAACUUGUCAACCUUCAUCAUCAUUUUCUGAUGAGAAUGAAUCUUCAACAUUGAAUUGUUGUUAUUCAUCAUCACCAACUCUUGUACCAGAUUUGACUAAUGAACAGUUAAUUACACUGAUAAAUUGUACAAUAGAAUCAAUGAAUGGUAAAUUAAAAGUUGCUUCCGACUACUCGGGAACUGAACCAAAAUCAUGGAAACUUAUCGAUGAAGCCACAAAACCUUCAAAUUUAAUUCACAUGGAUCCAAAUUUAUUACCUUGGUUGUAA
Schistosoma spindalis is the source of this 16348-nucleotide messenger RNA. Lineage: Eukaryota; Metazoa; Platyhelminthes; Trematoda; Strigeidida; Schistosomatidae. The record is from the annotation of a GenBank genome assembly.